AGAGAAAAGAGAAAUAUCACUGAUUUGCCAGGCUUAGACUCAAAUGGAGUCAGUCAAGAAAUGAUAGACAAAGCCCUUGGGAAACACAUUACACCCAUCACCCUCAAAUCCACAAUCAAAAGCAACCCCUUGUAUAAUGAUAUUCAGGUGGAUGAUGACUGGAAGGAGAAGAAAAAGACCCCUUCCAGGACGGUGCAAGACUAUGACAGGCACUCACUGCACUCUAACUUGGCCAGCCACAUGAAGGAAAAUCCUAAUGAUCUACAGUUCUGGAUGGGGGAUGUUUAUACUCCUGGAUAUGAUACCUUGUUAAAAAAGAAAGAGAGAGAAAAAAACCAUUCCAAAUGUUGCCAAAUCAUCCUGCUCAUGGUACUAGCUGUUUGUAUCUUGAUUACUGUAGUCAUGCUCAACAUUUUACUUACUUAG
Molecule: messenger RNA, 426 nt
Organism: Apaloderma vittatum (bar-tailed trogon)
Lineage: Eukaryota; Metazoa; Chordata; Aves; Trogoniformes; Trogonidae
Gene: MINAR2
Product: KIAA1024-like ortholog
Exons: 2
Source: RefSeq, a predicted model, not a curated record